AUGGGCAUGGCGUGUUCCUCGGCAAGACGGUCGAGUCCUUCCAUGAGACGCAUCAUGAGCGAGUGGAAGCAGGUGCAAGCGGACGGGCUAGCCAUGGGGGAGGGCCGUUCGAGUUCCAAAGGAAACUCAAGCGAAACGUUUCGAUUGAAGCCGGUGGGGAACAUGUUCGAGUGGCACUUCACCUUCCUGGGCGCCAAGGACUCGCCGUUCGAAGGCGGACUCUACCAUGGGAGCAUCUCCCUGCCCGAGAACUAUCCGCAGUCUGGCCCGUCCGUCCGGCUGCUUAAUACCAACAUGCGUUUCAAGGUCGGCUCGCGAAUAUGUCUCUCCGCCAGCGAGUACCACCAAGAGACCUGGCAGCCUUCCUGGACAGUGGCAUCACUGGUGUCGGCGCUGGUGGCCCACAUGACGGAGGCCGCGGUCGAGAUCGGCGCCGUCAGGGGCGCAACGCCGUCCCAGAAGCGAAAAGCGGCCGUCAAGUCGCGCAGCUUUGUGUGCGCCGCCUGCGGGUGCUGCCACCACGCGUUCCCGGAGGAUAGGUUUCCGAUACCAAAGGGUUUCGACAAGGGGAAGAAGGCGGGUGCGGGGGAUGAUGGGUCGGCGGGGGCUCGGCGAGAGGGACGGGUGGCGGUGGGAGUGGGGGAGGCGCCGGCGGCAGCGAGCAGGGGAGGCUUGACGGGGCGGAGUAGGUUGUCGUGGACGGUGCGGCUGGUGACCAGCAAGCCGUUCUUGCUCGCCUUGGCCUUGAUUAUUGCCAGCGUGUUCCUGAAUCAGCCCAGACAUAGCUGAUCCGUGCUUGCUCGAUACGUAUUGACGUUUUAACAAUGUGCUGGUGAAGGGUGUAUGUUAAACCCGUGCUAUUUUGACAAGUCAUGGGCCGUGACCGCGAUGUAGCCCACCCAAGUUCAAAUCCCGCUGAACGGCGGAGGGGUUGCUCAGCUUUGCCGCCUUUUCAAACGAGUACCUACGUCAAGGGUCGGCAUUUUUGCUGGUGCUUCUGUGGCACAAGGUGUUGGUCGUGCACAAGAAUAACCUACAUAGAUGUCACGGCGAUCGCAUAUAUAUCUUCUGCCGCUCAGUUUCGUUCCGCUCUGUCCAACCAGGCGACAUGCUGUUUUUCAUUUUUCAUCGUUUGCUGGCUCUGACAUCACAGCUCAUCGCUCUGAGCUGUGAAACUGGACGGUAGGGGAUCGCGUGGGAAACCCCGAUGAUGUUUCUUUGUUUCUCACGGUACCUCUUGCCAGUGCGUCUGUGUCCGCUUAGAGUAGUCUGAGCUUGACUGGCCACACUCCAGAUUAUUUCGUACCAACCAGCAUAGUUUGCCUGGUCGCCCCGGUGGCCUAUGCUGUACCGCGCUUAGUGUACCGGUAGGCUGCGGCUAAUAAUGUAGGUGGAAGAUGUCGAAAUCUCGUCCCGACACGUUUCACGGUGUUUCGUGUAACUGACAGUGG
This is a messenger RNA of Ectocarpus siliculosus, 1451 nucleotides long. The record is from the annotation of a GenBank genome assembly. NCBI's taxonomy places the organism in Eukaryota, Phaeophyceae, Ectocarpales, Ectocarpaceae.